UAUAUACGUCCUCCAGCCCUAUGCGUUUCAGUUCCAACUGUGUGUGAAACCAGUCUUACGCGUGGGUUUUCCUGGCUUUGUCGAUCUGGGGCCGAUCUUUCCUCUACGUCAUUUUGUAUCUCCUUUCCCUUUCAGCUUUGUAUCCCUGAUUUCAAGCGAUUUACUUCUCUUUAAGACGAAAAGCAAAUCUGUGUGGUCGUCAUCACCCUUCCCCCCCUAGCAGGCCGACUCCUUGUGUAUGUGUUUCAGACCAAGUUGUGAGGUAUAUAGUUGGAGACCGAUAUUCCCGACCUGAGAAAACCUUGCCCAGCAAGGGAAGUUGCAUUUCGAGGAACCUGUUCCAGAAGAGAUCAGCAGGGGAUCUGAUCUGAGACUUUGUCCAAGAAAAUACAAGCAUGACUGCGUCGUUACCCACAGAGAAACCGCAAUGACUCCGGAUCGCUUGUUUCCCAGACACCUGAGAAGCCCAGGGGAUGAUGGCUACCGAACCCCAACCAUUGAAGAUACCCAAAAUGACCUUGCAGGAAAUACUGGCGGCGAUUCUUAUUUUCACCCCAGAGGAUCUAUAAUCAGCCAGGCCCACACCUCGGCAUUAGACGCCAUUCACAGCUCUUCAUAUCGCAAGUCUGAAGGAGAUGGAGACGAGGGUGUGGAUGGAAUGGCUUACCCCCGGAGUGAAGCUGAAACCAGACCAACUGGUCUUGGAUGGAAGAAGCGUAUUCGUCACAUUACUUGGGCAUUUUUCACCCUAACCAUGGCGACUGGGGGAAUCGCAAAUGUUCUGUACUUUGGUGAGUGUGUCCUUGUCUUAGUGCCCUAUAGAUUUCGCGGCUUGGAAACCAUUGGAAUCAUCUUCUUCCUAGCCAACUUGUUCCUCUACAUCUUAAUCUGGUGUCUUUUGAUAACACGUUUCUAUCUAUACCCUUACACUUUCAAAGCAUCCUUUCUGCAUCCGACAGAAUCAUUAUUCGUUCCAGCUUCGCUGGUCUCUUUCGGGACGAUUCUGAUCAAUAUCUCACAAUAUGGACCCGAUCACACAGGGCCCUGGCUCACAUAUGCGGUCGGAAUUUUGUUCUGGAUUGAUGCAGCCCUGGCAGUCAUCUCUUCUGCCGCUAUUUACCUUAUUCUGUGGUCGACCCAGACAUUUACAAUUGCACAAAUGACACCUAUUUGGAUCUUCCCUGCGUACCCAAUGCUUAUAAUAGGCCCUCAUGCUGGGAUCCUGAGCUCCAAACUUGAGCCUGCUCGCUCCUUGCGAAUCAUAAUUGGUGGUACCACUAUCCAGGGCGUUGGCUUCUUAGUAUCCCUGAUGGUAUACUCGGCUUUUAUCUACCGGCUAAUGUCGCAAAAGCUCCCCCGAGAAAAUGUCCGACCAGGUAUGUUCGUGUCGGUUGGUCCUAGUGCGUUUACUGUGUCUGGGAUUGUCAAUAUGGCAGCCCAUGCCAAAAGAAGCUUCCCGGAGGAUUUCAUGGGCAAUGGUGCAUUAGCUGCAGACAUUGUGAAAGUUGUUGCCAACUUUUCCUGUUUAUGGCUAUGGGGGUUAGCAAUAUUUUUCUUCUUCAUUGCCAGCUUCGCACAUUGGUCUGCCAUUGGACCGGGCCGGAUGGUCUUUUCAAUGGCAUGGUUCUCGUUCGUAUUCCCGAACACGGCACUGAUAACGGCAACCUUUGCAAUUGGAAAGGCCUUUUCUUGCAAGGCAAUAUCCAUCAUCGGCUGCGCUAUGGUGUUUCCGCUAAUCUUGAUGUAUAUCUUCGUCUGUUAUAUGAUGGUGCGUGCCAUCGUGCAUCACCAGAUACUUUGGCCGCAGAAAGGAGAAGAUAAAGAUGAAGGAGGCUUUGAGGUCAACCGAAUAAAGCCUGAGUCGCCAGGUGAGAAUACACCUGUAUAG
Aspergillus neoniger CBS 115656 is the source of this 1888-nucleotide messenger RNA. RefSeq names its product putative C4-dicarboxylate transporter/malic acid transport protein. The transcript has 4 exons. Gene Ontology annotation, cellular component: membrane. Gene Ontology annotation, molecular function: malate transmembrane transporter activity. Bases 428 to 1888 code for a protein of 486 amino acids. NCBI's taxonomy places the organism in Eukaryota, Fungi, Ascomycota, Eurotiomycetes, Eurotiales, Aspergillaceae. Gene Ontology annotation, biological process: malate transmembrane transport. The record is from RefSeq and is a predicted model, not a curated record.